AUGGGCAUCAGCCCUGUGGCGCUGCUUGCGAAGCGCCAGGAGUGGGUUCUCGUGCGGCAGAUGCUGUAUGGAAUGGUGGCCUACUAUGGGCUGACGCUGCUGCUUUUCCUCUGGAGCCCCACGUUCUGCAUGGUCUACUGGGUCUUCUGCCACCUGGAAGGCAUGAUCCUGCUGUGCGCGAUCUCUUAUCUCUGGCAUGCAUUCGUGGAGGAGUCAGAGCCCGACAACCAAUACGUCAACUCCGUAACCAUCCUCGACGGCCACGACAACACAUUCAACGAGGACUACCACGUCGUGCACCAUCACUCCCCGUCGACGCACUGGACGGAUGCGCCCGCCCAUUUCGAGGCUCACAAGGAUAA
Molecule: messenger RNA, 362 nt
Organism: Symbiodinium pilosum
Lineage: Eukaryota; Dinophyceae; Suessiales; Symbiodiniaceae
Source: the annotation of a GenBank genome assembly